Messenger RNA from Alternaria viburni, 417 nucleotides. RefSeq lists its product as uncharacterized. The transcript is spliced from 2 exons. Lineage: Eukaryota; Fungi; Ascomycota; Dothideomycetes; Pleosporales; Pleosporaceae. The record is from RefSeq and is a predicted model, not a curated record. The coding region runs from base 1 to 417 and encodes 138 amino acids.
AUGUCGCAGCAAACCCACCGCGUGAGCGAUACUAAAGACAAGAAGGAUACGGUUCCGGAAGUUACUUCGAACGAUGAGGAAGUCUGCGACGAAGAAGGUUCUGAUGAUGAAUUCCUUGAGCUUGAUAUAUUGCCACUACCCAAGUAUGGCGGCACCACGUGGAACAAGGACGAUCGCGGUUAUGAGAACAUCCGUCGUCCAUCGAUGUUUCCAAACUCAGCAUCCAAGACCCCAGCUUCGUUCGAAACCGUAAUCGAAACUUUGGAGAGACAAUUGCAAGAAAAGCAAGACGCAAGACGCAGUGAACUUGAAGGAGAAGAAGUGCCGGAAGAUCAGAUCGAGGCGAAGCUGAAGGCAGAGUUUGGUGAACCUCGGAAAGAGCUACAGCGGAAAAGAGACUCAUUGAGAAGGGGGUAA